This is a messenger RNA of Erpetoichthys calabaricus (reedfish), 888 nucleotides long. RefSeq lists its product as uncharacterized. The transcript has 2 exons. The record is from RefSeq and is a predicted model, not a curated record. Lineage: Eukaryota; Metazoa; Chordata; Cladistia; Polypteriformes; Polypteridae. The coding region runs from base 212 to 823 and encodes 203 amino acids.
GGGGACUCGAGAAACCUCAGUCAAAAAGACUGUUGAUGAUUCCUGUGCAUUUAAAAAGCUUUGUGUAUUCUGCAAUGGCCAACACAUCCUUGCUGAGUGUAGUAAAAUCAAAGAACUGCCACAUAAAGAAAUAAUUGACUUUUUAAAAUCUAAAGGUUUAUGUUUUCAUUGUCUCAAACAGAGACACCUUGGUAAGAACUGUAAAGAAAGAAUGAAAUGUCAGACGUGUUCUUUUCAGCACCCAGAUAUCUUGCAUAUCAAAAAAGAGGUUGGAGUGACACCUAUGGCUAUAGCCAGCAUGGAAACACCUGCUGAAAGGGAGACUGAGACUGGAACUUGUACCUUUACUGGGGCCGGUGAAGAGUGCGUGCUGUACGUGGUUCCCGUUAAGGUAAAAUUCAAGAAAAGUGAAAGGUAUGUGGAAACAUGUGCCUUUAUAGAUCUCAGCAGUACAGUAACAAUUGGCACUGAAAAGCUCCAGAGACAAUUAAACCUUCAAGGGAGAAGAACACAAGUAUUCCUCAAAACUAUGAGUAAUUAUGAUGAUGAUUCAAAAAUGCUAACCCAAUGUUCUGUCUUAUCAGAUUUGCAAGUCUGUGGUCUCAAUAAUGAUGAAUAUAUUGAUUUGUCAAAAGUCUUCACGCAGGUCUCCAUUCCAGUGAACAGAGAAAGUAUUCCACUAAAAGAAGAUAUCGAUAAGUGGGCAUAUCUUAAAGAGAAAUUGAAGAUAUGCUGCUGCAACAGUAUAACACAGAUUUUCCAGAGCGCAGCUGUGAAGAGAAAGCGGAAAUGUCACAGGAGGACAUCAAGUUCAUGCACAUAGCCUCAGAAUCUGCGAGACUGGUAGGUGGUCACUAUUGUUUAAAUUUGCCUUUGAAGGACGAAACA